Acyrthosiphon pisum (pea aphid) is the source of this 3189-nucleotide messenger RNA. It is a transcript of the gene Zw, whose product is annotated as glucose-6-phosphate 1-dehydrogenase Zw. Gene Ontology annotation, cellular component: cytosol. Gene Ontology annotation, biological process: glucose metabolic process; pentose-phosphate shunt, oxidative branch. The coding region runs from base 457 to 2055 and encodes 532 amino acids. Gene Ontology annotation, molecular function: NADP binding; glucose-6-phosphate dehydrogenase activity. The transcript has 10 exons. The record is from RefSeq and is a predicted model, not a curated record. Lineage: Eukaryota; Metazoa; Arthropoda; Insecta; Hemiptera; Aphididae.
CCGGUGGUAGCAAUCACUCGCCGUCCGCCGUCCGGUCGACGAUAUUCGUUGAUUACGCACUAUCGUUCGAUUUCUUCCGUUUGUUUCCUCUUUUUCUUCAGCCCUCUCACCUACCGGCCGUCCCGCGCAACCAAAACUAUAAUCAUAAUAAUAAUAAUAUCGUGUGUGUUCCCAUACAUUAUAUUAUAACAUUAUCAUUAUUAUUAUUAUAGUCGUGUACGGGUUUUCGCCUUCUCCGCAUUCGAUUGUUGUUGUUGUGCCUGUCUGCCGGCCCAUUAUUAUUACGUUCGUUUCUCCGGCAGUCGACCCACAGCCGUCCGUCACCGCAGUCCACCUCAGACACGCACGCGGCCAGAACGGACGCCGACACCAACCGACAACCACCUGUUGUACUAGCCGUGGUUGUAGAGCACACACCCCCUGCCAGUGGCUUGUCGGUCCAGCGGUCGUCGGCUGAUGUUUUCUAAGAACAGUGGACACUACGAUCUUGUUGAACGGUCCAAAAUGAAUACUCUAGAAGAAGCUCUUCAACUGAUAAGGACAUCCUUAAACUCCCCUCAAAUGGAUGUCGAGGGGGCCCAUUAUGAUCAAAAUAUCACUCACCUGAUUGUAGUGAUGGGUGCUUCGGGAGAUUUAGCAAAAAAGAAAAUCUACCCAACUCUUUGGAUGUUGUUCCGCGAUAAGUUGAUUCCAGACAAGACAUUCAUUUAUGGAUACUCCAGGUCAAAAUUAACCAUGGAACAACUAAAAAGCAACGUCUCACCAUAUUUAAAAUGCAAUGAAGAUGAAAAAGAACGGCUUGCCGAAUUCUGGUCUUACAACUUUUACAUUGCUGGAUCUUAUGAUAGUUCUGCUGACUACCGCACUCUGAACGUAAAACUUUCCAAACACGAAAUUUCUGGCAUCUCUAACAGGUUGUUCUAUCUGGCUAUACCCCCCUCUUUGUUUGAGGUAACCACAUCUCACAUCCAUGAAACAUGCAUGGAUCAUAAAGGGUGGACUCGUGUAAUCAUUGAAAAGCCUUUUGGUCGGGACGCUGCUAGUUCAUUAGAACUUAGUGACCACUUAGCCAAAUUGUUCACUGAAGAUCAAGUGUACCGUAUUGAUCAUUACCUGGGCAAAGAGAUGGUUCAAAAUCUCAUGACACUCAGAUUUGGAAACAGAAUAUUGAACACUGGAUGGAACAGAGACAACAUUGCACAGGUGCAAAUCACUUUCAAAGAACCAUUUGGUACUGAAGGACGUGGUGGAUAUUUUGACAGUUUCGGCAUAAUCCGUGACGUAAUGCAAAAUCAUUUACUCCAGAUCCUCAGUUUGGUGGCCAUGGAGAAGCCAGCUACUAUACAUCCUGAUGAUGUUCGAAAUGAAAAAGUCAAGGUACUUAAAUGUAUACCUAAAGUACAAAUGUCUGAUGUAGUUUUGGGACAGUAUGUUGGUAAUAAGGAAGCUGCGGAAGAGCACAAGAAAUUUGGGUACUCUGAUGAUAAGACUGUACCAAGUGGAUCAAAAACAGCCACAUUUGCGUCAGCUGUGUUGAAAAUCAAUAACGAACGUUGGGAUGGUGUACCUUUUAUUUUGAAAUGUGGAAAAGCUUUGAAUGAACGAAAGGCUGAAAUCCGAAUUCAAUAUCAUGAUGUGCCUGGUGACAUAUUUGGGGGAGUCUUAAAGAGAAACGAACUUGUCAUUCGCGUUCAACCGGAUGAAGCCGUAUACAUUAAGAUGAUGACUAAACGGCCCGGUAUCGGAUUUGAAAUGGAAGAAACCGAAUUGGACUUAACCUAUAAUAGUCGUUAUAAGAAUGUCAAGUUACCAGACGCCUAUGAACGAUUGAUAUUGGAUGUUUUUUGUGGUUCUCAAAUGCACUUUGUGCGUGCUGAUGAGCUCUCCGAGGCUUGGCGUAUAUUUACUCCUCUUCUCCACGAAAUUGAAUCGACUCAACCCGAACCAACACCAUACAAGUAUGGUACUCGUGGACCUACUAAAGCUGAUGAUCUUUCUCUUGCAAAUAACUUCAAGUAUUAUGGAUCUUACAAAUGGGUGAAACCUCAAUCUUAGUUCAUCUAAAACUAUUGUUUAUCAUUUGGAACAAUAUAUAUAUAUAUAUUGACUCUUUACCGAACCUAAUAUGUACUUAUGUAAUUGUCUAUAAAAAUAAUUUAUUUAAAGAUUUGCCAUAUAAAUUAUUUUAAAACAUUCCGGUUACUCACUUGACCCAUUAUAAAUUAUCAUUUGAAUUUCCAUUUCGUUUUUCUUUUUCUUUUUUUUUAUCAUUUUGUAUUGGUUUUUCUUGUGUUAUAAAUUUGUUUUGUUUUUGUUUGUUUAUCCAAAAAAAAAAUUUUUUUGAACUUAAUUUAAUUUAAAUUCUGUUUGGUUAUUUUAAUCAACCAUAGUUUAGUAAACUUAAUUGUUUUUAUGUUAUAUUUAUACAUUUUAGCAAUAACAUGAUAUAAAAUAACAGAAGUGCUCAUGUUACAUUACUGACCUCAGGAGUAUUGUUCAACAAUAUAUUAUCUAGAAAGUCAAAUAAUAUCUACUCAGUAUUAUUUGUGCUCAUAAAUACAAAUAUAAUACACUACAGGGUUUUUUAUUUUAUAUUACAAUACGGUUGUAUUGUAUUUUCAAUCUGCCUUUCUAAAUGAAAACUCAAUGUUUCAAUCGUUAUGAUAUUAUGUUUUCUAGAUGUAUUGCUAUUACAGGGUAAAUAUCCAUUAUUAAAAUAAUAUACUUUUGAUUAGAUACAACAAUUUAAUUUUGAUAAAUAAAAUGUUUGCAGUAGAAUAAUAUCUAUAUUUAAAAUUUGAAUUAUGUAGUUGUCUUAAAUUUCUUAUAAAUGGCUGGUGUAUGUUAAUUUAAAAUAAUAAAAAAAAAGCCAUGGAAAUUCUAGUGUUAAUGAUUUCUAAUAUUUAAGUACCUACAAUAUUCUCUGUGUAUGUCUUGCAUCUCAAUCAUAUUCGCCGCCCACAGUUAUGCUGAUAUCUUGACCGAUGGUUUGUGUUUCAUGGUACCAAAUAUUUGUAUCUAGUACAACUAAAAGAAUAUUGAACAAUUAUAAUAAUUAUAUAAUUUGUCAUAAAAUAUUUAUAAAGCAAUUUCUCAACCUUACCAUAAAUAUUCUCUUAUCUAGGUUUAAAAUAUCUUAAGUCUUUAAUGUGUUAUCAAAUGAUAAUAAUAAACAAUAUUAAACAGUUA